CGCAAACACCACAAACAGUAGUGGCGCACUCGUGCAGCCAGCAGCGACGUUGCGGAGCACCUGCUGCUUGCUUUGGGUUGUUGUGAGACUGCGUCUCUCUUCCUCCCCCCUCCCACCACUCUCCCUCCCUCUCGAACACACACACGCGCACACAGAGUAGAGUAGGAUGGACGACGACGAUGACAUUGGAUGGGAGGACCUGCACAAGCCGACAUACUUUGUGUAUGGCGGGUUGUUCGUGCUUUCGUACGAGACCCUGUUCUACCCUUUGGACUUUCUCAAGACGCGGCAGCAGUAUGAACGCACGCCCACGACCAUCGCCAGCAUCGCCUCGGGGGUGUAUCGACGCGAGGGCGUGCGCGGGCUCUUCCGCGGAUUCGGCGCUACCCUCGCUGGCAACUUUCCCGGGCAAGUAGUGUACUUUGGGGCAUAUGAGAUGGCCAAGCACGCCUCGUUUACCUUGGCGCGGAAAUGGAACGACAACUCCGACAGCAGCACCAGCACCAGCAGCACCAGCAGCACCAGCCCUGCUCGGCCCGCGACGACACCCACAGCGCCAUCCGCCGACACAGCCAGCGCUAUUCGCAGCAGCAGCAGCAGCAGCAGCAGCAGCAGCAUCGGUGGCAGCAGUGCUCGUGAUGGUGGUGGCAUCCCAUCGGCGGCAGCAUCGGCGGCAGCACAGGGCCAUGGGCCAAGACGGCCUGCAGCCGCAUCCUUGCCUGCAAACCCUGAUGGUGGACUUGCACUGCCUCAAAUGUCGUCAGCAGACAGCACAGUGCACAUUACCAGCACGCAACGGUUCAUCGGGAACCUCUUUGCUGGGUUUGUUGCCGACCUUGUGUGCCUGCUCGUGUACACGCCUGCGGAUAUUGUUGCACAGCGUCACAUGGUGGCCACAGCAGCCGCCAUCCUUCCCUCUCACUCAACAACAUCACCAUCACCAGCAGCGACAGCAGCAACACCACGAAGAUCAGCAACAGCGUUGUCACCAACAGCACCGACAACAACCCCGUUGCAACCCACAUCGUCGACAUCAGCAGCGGCUUCCACCCUAACGAGACCAGCACCAAUCGCGCCGUCUUUGCAUGCACAACAACAACAGCAACAACAACAGCGCCAUCAAAGGCAGCACCAGCAAGGGCAGCACCGUCUUUGCGGUUCAACAGUCUCGGCGAGAGGCGAGCGGGCGCACGUGCCUGAUCUCCCAACCACGCGACAACUUGUGCGUUCUAUCGUCAAGCAGGAAGGGUUUCGAGGGUUCUAUCGCGGGUACUGGGCGUCCGUUGCCACGUUCGCGCCAUCCUCUGCCAUCUGGUUUGCGGUGUAUGAGCUGUGCAAGUUCAAGCUGGCGCACAUGUGGCCGACAGCUGCGCCCAACGCGGCGACGCUGAACCACUUGGCCAGCGGGGCUGUCGCUGGGUUUGCUGCCACCGUCAUCAUGAACCCAUUUGAUGUUGCCAAGACGCGACUGCAAACACUCGAUGCAGGCAUCAAGGAAGAGGCUGCCCUCAUCAGGCGCGGGUUUGUGUCAUUGCUGCUGUGGACGAUUCGGAGCGAGGGCGUUGCCGCCGUCAUGAAAGGCCUGGGCCCGCGCCUCUGGUUCUCCGUUCCGGGAUCAGCCAUCACCUUCGCAGGUUACGAGUGGGCCAAGAGCCUGGCCAACGUCUCCAAGGACAAGGAAUGAGGGGGGGGGGGUAGGUGGGCUGUUGUAGGCAGGCACCAACAUCCCCAGUACACAUUGUGUUGUACACAGGAGGGCAUGUGAUACGCCAUGUAUAUUGCUCGUGCCACUGCUCACGGAUGACCCACGCAGUGCAUGUGUGGCUCUGCUUGCUUAGACUACGUUGUGUGAUGAUUCAGAUGCCUUACUUACUGAUUCGACUCGUGUUAUUAUUGACCCAUAAACGAUUUGCUGGCCA
Messenger RNA from Salpingoeca rosetta, 1919 nucleotides. RefSeq lists its product as uncharacterized. The record is from RefSeq and is a predicted model, not a curated record. Lineage: Eukaryota; Choanoflagellata; Craspedida; Salpingoecidae. The transcript is spliced from 3 exons. Bases 167 to 1684 code for a protein of 505 amino acids.